AUGGAGAUGGCAGCCCUGGGAAGACCAUUCCAGCUCGGCACGCUGUACAACUGCCGGAAGGACGCUCUUAUCCCCGCUAUAACCUUAUGGGAUCAAGAGCAGCUACAGAAGAAUAAAAGUGUGGAAACACAAAACAAAACUGAAUUUGAUGUCACAACAUCAGAUUCAAUUGAGGAGAAGUCAUAUUCAUUAAGGAUCUCUGGCUCUCUGAAACUAAGUCUCUUGGGAGGACUAGUGGAUGUAGGAGGAUCAGGAAAAUAUUUCAAAGACACAAAGAAAUCCAACAAACAAGCCCGUGUGACUCUUCAGUACAAAACAACGACUACAUUUGAAACAUUAACAAUGUCUCACCUGGCUCGUGGACAGGUGGCUCAUCCUAACGUGUUUGAAGAUGACACUGCCACUCAUGUUGUGACGGCCAUCUUGUACGGAGCUGGUGCCUACUUUGUGUUCGAUAGAGAAUCAUCAUCAGAAAAUGAGAGGAAACAAGUGGAGGGGGAGGCUAAACUCACCUUCAGUAAACUGAAAUUCCUUGACGGGAAUGCUGGGGUUGAGGCUUCAAUCAACCUGGACGAAAAAGACAAAUCAGCACUUGAGAAAUUUAGCUGCACAUUUCAUGGGGAUUUCAAGUUACCCACCAACCCAACAUCCUUCAGUGACGCUGUGAGAGUUUACAGAGAUCUUCCAAACCUGCUGGGAGAGAAUGGAGAACAUGCUGUUCCACUCAUGGUGUGGCUGUACCCUCUGUGUAAGUUGGAUUCAAGAGCUGCAAGACUGGUAAGAGACAUCAGCAAUGACCAGAUCAGAUACUCAUCAGAUGCCAUAGAGAGUUUUACCCAGACAGAGAUGAGAUGCAGAGACAUACUGAGAGACACUGCAGCUGCAGCAUUUCCUGCCCUGGCAAAGAAGGUUCAGGAUUUCAUGCAGAUGUGCCAUCAGUACAAGCUUGACCUCAUGCAGAAGCUCGGGUCAGUGCUUCCUUCAAUCCGAGGGGGUGGGAAAGAGGAGAAUGCUCUAUUAGACAUUCUUAAAACACACGAGAAUUCUCCAUUCAACAGCAGAGACCUGGAUCAGUGGCUCACAAACAAGGAGAAGGAAUCAGAAACACUGAGUUCUUACCUCAAGCAACUGGAGAAACAAGGUGCAAAUAUGGAUGACAAUUUGCAUGACCUCCUGUCUGAUUUAGGUGUCAAAAAUGUUGUAAGCUUUUCAUUUACUUCUGUAGAUGGGCCUGAUAAUUUCCUGGUGAAACUGUCAAGUUACCUCAAACCCUCAGCGAUGUUGAAUACAGCUGCAGAAUCAUCUGAUCUACAUGCUACAAACACAGAGUGGCUCUCCAGUGAUACUAAACAAAAAAUGAGGGGACAAUUGAAACUGUUUGGAGAACUGAAGAAGAUGAGCACCAGUAAUGACGCCAAGUUCAUAAUUAUGUCAAAAUACGAUGAGAGUCAUCCUGGGGCGUGUAUUUUCAUAUAUGAAGAUGGAUGUGAUGAUGCAAUCCGCUUUGUUCCUCCAUCAAAACCUGCCACUCCAACCACUACUGGUGUUUCACAUGACAGCGUAACAGUUCAGGUGUCUGACCCAGACUCUGCCACUGUAGAGUACAGAGUAGAAUACAGAGAGAAACAGCAUCAGGAGACUGAAUGGAAAUCCCACCCAGUGCAGAGGAACGAAAAGGCAGUAACUCUGUCAGGACUGAAGCAGGGGAUGGAGUAUGAGAUCAGAGCCACAGCUGUGGGCAAACUCAGCUACGCUGUCAGCAGUGAAGUCCGUAGUGCUGUAACCCUCCAUCUGCCAACACAGACUCAAGACACAAGAUGCAAGAGUUCUCAUUCUCAGUCAUCAGCUGUGAUUCAGGACAUGAUCUCCAAAAGUGAUCCCAUCCGUUCAGGAUGUCCAGCUGUCUACCAGCUGAAACCAAAGAAAGAGAAGUUUGGAACUCUGAGAAGGAUGACUGUUGGUGAAAAGAAUGAGGAAAAGAGCAAUAAAACCGUCUUACUUGUGGGUGAAACAGGAACGGGAAAAUCUACUCUGAUCAACGCUCUGGUCAACUACGCCAUGGGAGUGAAGUGGGAGGAUGAGGUCUGGUUUCAGAUCGUAGAGGAUGAGAACAGAGAUCAGUCAGUAAGUCAGACAUCAGAUGUGUUUGUGUACCAGAUCUUUGGGUUUGAAGGCAAAACUCUGCCCUACUCUCUGACUCUCAUUGAUACUCCUGGAUAUGCGGACACCAGAGGGAUCGGAAGAGAUGCUCGUGUCAGUGAACAAUUAUUUAAGUUGUUUAGAUCAGAGGAUGGAGUUAAAGAAGUUGAUGCUGUGGCUCUGGUGCUGAAGGCAACAGAAAAUAGAGUGAGUGACAGAAUGGCGUACAUCUUGAAUUCAGUGAUGUCUCUGUUUGGAAAAGACAUGGAUAAAAGAAUUGUCACUCUCUUCACACACUCAACUGCACAGACACCUAAGAAUGCUCUUGGAGCGAUCAAAACUGAAUUAAGUGCACUAAAAAUUCAAUGUGCCACAAAUAAGUGUGAUCAACCUGUUCACUUCCUUUUUGAUAACAGUCAGAAUGCAGAAAGAACAGCAAAAGACAAACGCUCACUGAAAUUCAGUGCUGAAACAUCACAGGAGGGAAUGGAAGAGUUCGCCGCCUUUCUAGGAAAGAGUACAGCACACAAAGUGGGGAAGACUUUGGAAGUUUUGAAAAAACGCAUUCAACUGACGGCCUGCAUCCAAAACCUCCAGGACAGAAUCAAGGUGAUUGAACUAAAACAGACUGAAAUCAAACAGACUCAGGAAGCCCUGAAAAGGUGUAAAAAAGAGCUGACGAAGAAUAAGAAUUUUACUGUAAUGGUUGACGAGCCUUACAAAGAUAAAGUACGCAUUGAAACUGCAGGUUGGUGGCUUUUUGACCAUUCUGCCACCCGCUGUACAUACUGUGAGGAAAACUGUCACUACCCUGGAUGCACAUUUGCGCCAUCUCCUCCAUGGUGUGAGGUCAUGAUAAAUGAGAUAUGUACUUCAUGUAGCAACAAGUGUCAUGUAUCCAAACAUGUGAAGGACACAUAUAGGUAUGUGACUAAGACACGGAAAGUUGAAAAGACUUUAGAGGACAUUAAAAACAAGUUUGAGGAUAAAAGUGUGGAGCUAGAAGAUACUAAGAGCAUUCUGGAACAAUAUGAGAAUGACAACAAGAAACUGUUUGCAGGGUGGACCCAGUUGCUGGAAGAGGCCUACCAACAUGUUAUGACACUGAGUCAGAUCGCCCUGAAUGUUAAUUCACUGUACACUCAUGUCCACUUGGACUUCCUGAUUGAGAGGAUGAAGGAGAAAGGAGACCCAAGGAAGGUCCGGAUACUGGAGAGAAUGAAGAGUCAACAGAAUCCUGCAAUAAAGGCAGCAAUGAAGUACUCCAAGAACUGA
Messenger RNA from Sardina pilchardus (European sardine), 3414 nucleotides. RefSeq lists its product as uncharacterized. The record is from RefSeq and is a predicted model, not a curated record. Gene Ontology annotation, molecular function: protein binding; GTP binding. The transcript has 4 exons. NCBI's taxonomy places the organism in Eukaryota, Metazoa, Chordata, Actinopteri, Clupeiformes, Clupeidae. The coding region runs from base 1 to 3414 and encodes 1137 amino acids.